AUGAGUGUACUAACGUCGAGGUCUAGUAACGACCAUAUCGUUCCAUACGGAGUCGACUGGAGCAUUCGUGCUCAUCCUUCAUCUCAUUGCUGGUUUCCUUUUACAUCCGAUGAUUCAUCGACUGUUCAGUCAUGUGCCUACAACUCAUGUGGCAAGGGGCACCAAACAGGUCUAACAGCACUUCUACAAUGUCAAUCAUGUGAUGUGAUAAUACAUGCAUAUCAUUUGACUAAUUCAUCCACAACAAAUGAUGACUCCAUUCAAUCAUGUCGACCAUCAUUUUUCGAUAACAAAGAACAACAAAACGCGCCCAUGGACAGCGAAGACAAUGUGCUGCAAUCGGAUAAACAUUUUUGGUCGCAUGUGUCAAAACUUCUAGAACCGUGUUUGCAUUGCCAACUAACAUUUGUGAUAUCUCCCUUGGACUUUGUUGACCAGAUGAAAUCGAUGAUUAAUGAUACACCAGAAACAUUGAGUAAUGAUCCGUCGAACGCUUCACAUGGUCUUGUUUGCUUAUGGUGUUUUCAAUGUUAUCAUCAUUCAUGUUGGGAACAACUUACUCCUCAAAAUCAACUUCAAUGUGACUAUGGUAUCUUUCAAAAUAUAAUUGUACGGCCACAGUGGCUCAUUCGUUCGAGUGAAUCUUCAACUGGUUUCAAAGCACAAGUAGUGUCGUAUUCAAAUAACAGUGAUAUCAAGCCAAAUGCAUUUUCCUAUACACCUGUUCUUGUUUUCAUAAAUAAACGCUCUGGUGGUCAAGUUGGCGAGAAAAUAUAUCGAGAACUCUUACGAAGACUCAAUCCACGUCAAGUAUUUCUUCUGGAAAACGAUGAUACAAUUAUUCAUGCUCUGAAUACGUAUUCUUCGCUACCGAAUCUGCGUAUUUGUGUAUUCGGCGGUGAUGGUACUGUUGGUUGGAUUUUUAGUCGUGUAGCCGAGGCCUAUCCACUAGGAAAUAAUCCUCCAGUGAGCAUUUGUCCAUUGGGAACAGGUAAUGAUCUUUCGAGUGUCCUGGCUUGGGGUGAAAAAUACGAUCCGAAACGUCAUUUCCAUACACUUCUACAGACUUCGCAAGCUCAAAUUGCUGUACUUGAUCGUUGGGAAGUUCAACUUGAAGAAAACCAUAAGGUAGAAUUAGAUUCGAAGACAGAAGACUGUGAUGAAAGUAGUUGGAAAAUCGCUCCAAGAUUUCAACCAUUACU
Messenger RNA from Rotaria sp. Silwood2, 1202 nucleotides. Lineage: Eukaryota; Metazoa; Rotifera; Eurotatoria; Philodinida; Philodinidae. The record is from the annotation of a GenBank genome assembly.